UCCUACAUUAUUAAAAGAAGUGAACUGUGAACUAUCUUAUUUAUGAUGUCUUGUUUAUUGGGAUACAACACAGCCGUAACCAUCUGGGUUACAGUAUUAUAGACUAUUUUAACAGAAUUAUACUUUAACUGCAUGUACUUUAACAUGUAAAACUUAAUACACUAGAGUAUCAAAAUUGGCGACAGGUUCAUUGUCUAAUGUUGUGAAACGUUGGCCUUUGGUUGAAAAGUUUUAUCGCACAUCUUGUGUUUGAAUUCAUCUGUGUUUCAGUGUUAAUUUUAACUUCUUAGUUUGAUAAACUUUUGGAACUAGCUUUAUUUCUUUCAUAUUUCACAAGAAAUAUACUUGAACGAUUUGAAAAAAAAGGUUUUAACAUUAUAAACAGUAACAAAAUGGCAACAGAUUCAUUGUCUUCGGUUCCAAAACGUUUGCGUAUGGUUGGAGACUUUUCUUGCACACGUUGUUUAGAGCAGAAUCUUACGGAAUCUGCAGACAUUUAUUGUGAAAAAUGUGAAGGGUUUUAUUGUAAAAAAUGUGUUAUCCUGCAUAGUCAGUUUUUUACAAAACAUAUGACAUGUGGAAGGGAGGAUAUUAAGAAAUGGCCAGUUUCUAAGGCAGUGGAAGAUUUUCUCAGGAAGUGUGAGGUGCAUGAGGAUGAAACACUGACACAGUUUUGCUAUGACCACCGUCAGCUGUGCUGCUCUACAUGUGUUGGAACAAUUCACAGCCAGUGCAGUAAAGUGACCCAGAUUUUGGAGCUGACCAACACGCAGCCCUCAGGCCCAGAGGGGCUCUCAGUGGAACUGGAAACUGUCCUGGGGGAAAUUAAAACCCUGCAGAUCAGUAAGGAGGCCAGCAUUCAGUCAUUGCAGAGAACAUACAAUGAACAUAGGGAAGUUAUGAUAGAGCAAAUGUGUGGCAAUUUAAAUACUUAUAUAGAUGAAUGUGAUAAUAAUUCUGUGGGUACAUCAGGCGGAAAUGAGCAAUAUUUAAAAGAAGAGAUAUGUAGGAAUGUUGUUUCUAUCGUGAAUGAAUUUGAUAAUAUUACUGCGAAGGAACUUAACGAGAUGAAAGAUGAAGUUAUAAGCAUUAAAGGGUCAGUUACAAGUUCUAUUCAUAAAUGCACCAGUCUUCACAAUGACUUGUCACAAUUCCAUGAAAUUGUUAAGAAAAUUGGAGAUAAUAAGGAGCUCUGCCUUAUAGCCAGCAUAAAAUGUAAGCAUAUAAUACAGCAGGCACUGACUCUGCUGGGAAAGUCAGGCAAGGCGUUUAAUGUCCAGAGUAAUACUAAGCACAAUGUGAGAAUACCAAGUGAUUCAGAUGUAUGUUGUAUCAGUGGCAUAUGUGUUCUGACUGAUGGGCAGGUGCUGGUCGCAGACUGGGAGAAUAAGAGGUGCAAGCUGCUGAACCAGCAGUACCAGGUGGUGAGUCACUGUGAUGUGACUGAAUAUGUAUGGGACAUGUGUCAGAUCACACCCAGUGAGGUUGCGGUGGCUCUGGAUGAUAAUGCUAGCAACACACAUAAUGUCCAGUUUAUUACAGUCACCCAGAGCCAGCUCACUCUUGGUAGGAAGCUUGAGUUACAACAUACAUGUAUAGGUAUUGACCACCACGAGGGUGAACUGUUUAUCUGCUCUGGUACUGCUCUGUUCAAGUACACACUGAGUGGCAAACAGGUCUGCAGACUCUAUGAAGAUGCUUAUGACACAGUAUACAAGUGUGCUGUGAGUCCCACAGGAGACAGGCUGUACAUCACCAGCAGAUACAGGCAGCAGAAGCUUCUCACCCUGGCCAGGGAUGGCACACUCCUGGCUACAUACACAGACCCAGCACCAGAUAGCCUAUCUGGUCUCCAUGUGACGCCUGCAGGCCAGGCGCUGGUCUGUGGAAACCGGCCCAACACUGUACUACAGGUGGGCUGGGAGGGAGAGAGUAAGCUGGCUAAUCUUGCUACUCAGAAGGAUGGAGUGUGGUACCCACAGUCAGUCUGCUACAGCAGCUCCACAUCAUCCAUCAUUGUGGGACAGCUGGGGGACAACAUCCUGGUGUUCAGAGUGGAAUAGUGUGUACAUUCGCUGCUGAGUCAGGACAAGGAUGCUGAGGAUGUGGUGGACAAGGAUGACCUGAAUACACAGAAGUAUACAAGUGUGCUGUGAGUCCCACAGGAGACAGGCUGUACAUCACCAGCUGCUACAAGCUUCUCACCCUGGCCAGGGAUGGCACACUCCUGGCUACAUACACAGACCCAGCACUAGGGCUCCCAUCUGGUCUACAUGUGACCCCUGCAGGCCAGGUGCUGGUCUGUGGACACUGGCCCCCCACUGUACUACAGGUGGGCUGGGAGGGGAAGAGUAAGCUGGCUAAUCUUGCUGCUCAUGAGGAUGGAGUGUGGGACCCAUUGUCAGUCUGCUACAGCAGCACCACAUCAUCCAUCAUUGUGGGACAAUAUAAUGACAACAUCCUGGUGUUCAGAGUGGAAUAGUGUGUACAUUCGCUGCUGAGUCAGGACAAGGAUGCUGAGGAUGUGGUGGACAAGGAUGACCUGAAUACACAGAAGCUACUGCUCAGCAAAGAAUACAACUGUCUGGUGAAAGGCUCGACCGUAUCAAAGUCCAGUGAUGUCGGGGUAUGUGGCCGUUCCAUGUUUGGGGUUUGCAUUUUAGCCGACACUAACAAGGGAGAGAACUGAAGAUCUGCACCUGCAAAGAGCACCAGCCUUGAUAUAGAGUUGGUACGGCAACGACACAAGUCGGGCCCGCUGGAGCCCCAGUCAAGCACGACCCCUCCCCUGACCCCUAGCUCCUCCCAUUUGACCUCCGGCAUCAAAGAGUCAGCAUUGUUUAACAAUUCCAUCCCAUAGCAAUUUCUGAGCACAUAGAGUGUUUGUACAUUUUUCUCAACAAGCGCAAUGUCCGUGUUGAGUCUGCACUUGAGCCCUGAUUGGUUUGAUAGACUCAAGUGCCGGAGGUGGUAGAAGUGUUACAGACAUAAAAAGGUAUUGCAGCAGUUAUGGUAACACUAACAGUCAGCUCUCGCUGUUUGACAUUAAAUUGAAUAUUACGAAAAAAUACAAAGCUGGAUAACUCAUUCCAUUCUUUUUGGGACAAACAGACCUGCAGCAAGGAACAGGAAAAAAUCACGGGAAUGUUUGAAGAGUUUAAGUCAGAAGUGUAAGCUUUCCACCGGGGAUACUCCUGGAUGGUCUAAACUUAAGGGACAGUCCAGGUUUGUCCUCUCAGGUGUCCAAACUGUCCAAAGAGAAUGCAUUUAUUUUUGACGCAGUUGCUAACAAAGAAAGGCAGUACCAACUUCGUUGUGAAGAGUCAAGCAUGGUACAUCCCUGGGGCAUGCCUCAGAUGGGAAUUCCAUCUGCAACAAGGUGCUAUAGGUGAACCCAUCAGAGUGUGUUACUAACCACUUCAAGACCAAACAGCCUCACAUUGAUUCGACGAUAAAGAAGGCGUUGAAAAAUGACAGCAGUUUUGAUGUGUCAUCCAGUUUGCUCUUCGACUCUCAACCCAACGUUAGUUAGAACGCAAACUCAGCAUUUAGCGUUAUCAGCGAGGCUCGAAGGUCAUCUCUGCUUCUUAAGCUUCAGAUAAAAUUAUAAGCCAACAAGACGAACAUCGUUGAAUCAUUUCGCACAUAUACUAAAACUCGCUUAAGAAAUUCAGCACGUCACUUAUGAACAUCUUCUCGCAAGGCGGCUACAUCAGCACUUCCAAUAGCUGAGCCUUGGUGAGUUCCACUCCUGUCCCGAUGAGUCGCUCGAGGUGAAACAAUCUGAUCCACAGAUAGAGCAGACGCUGAGUGACUCGUCUGUUAACGUGACUGACCUCCAUAUGUUGCUCUCUAAUAUUGUGCCUGAGGAGCAGUGUUGGCCUACAUUCCCUGUUCAGGGCGGUGACUUUGGCGUCAAGACUCACACAAUCUCUGUCUAUGGCCCUGUCGCAGCAGCAGCAGCAACAAAAACAGGAAGUAUUUCAGCUGCACUCUGGGAAAACAGGGCUUAAUGCAUGUGCCUAAAGUGUUUUACCCACGAAAGCGUGUUAAGUCUGUCCAAGCUAAUUUGUGACCACACUUUCCGAAUGUACCUUAAAACAAAGAAUUCCAUAAAAGCUGAAAGUGUCGUGGCUGAUUAGCUUGUGCAGACUGUACAUGCAAAUCUGGAACAACUCUACACUUAUGCAUUUAGCCCAGUUUUUAAAGACUUUAGAGUUGCACAUUUAGUUCACAUUACAUCAGCUUUACUGACCUUUUUGGAGAAAAGUUCUUAUUACCAAUCAGGAAUUUUGCAGUUUUUGACUGUUCAAACUGAGUUAAUAAAAUGCAUAUUAGAGUUGAUUUGAUAUCAGUUUUAACCAUAGGGGGUAAGGGCAUAUUUUCAUACUUUUUUGUUUGUUUUCACUUGUAUAUUAACCCCUUGCAUAAAUUAUACAAAAUACUGAUGUUUUAUUUAAAUAAAACAAUUAUUGAAAUGCAGGCAACAUUUAAAAAAAAUUAUCUGCAUUUCAUUUAUUAUUAGGUAACAAAAUUUAAUAUAUUUUUACAUAAAUUGAAAUUAAUCACCUGUCCAGGUUUUCAGUUUACAAAUAUGCCCCUGGAGUGAGAAUAUGAAGUGAAGAUAUUAAUUAAUUAUUGCCCCCGGCUAAUUGGGGUAUAUAGGAAUCACCUUGGACAGACGUCUGUCUCUCUUUUCAUAUGUCUGUGGGCGUUCACUUACAAUUCAACGUUAAGCAUUCAAACUUUCAGGUAUUGUUUAAUCUCAUACGUGGUUGUGCAUGUACAUUUUGUAUCAUAAUACUCUAAAAAUUACAAAACUUAGACAUUAUAUAACCUCAUGCUUCAUAGACUUGUGGCAUUGGGGGAUAUUCUAUGUAACAAUGGUUACAAAUUAUUGUUUGACUAGAUGUUGUUUUCUUCUAAGUAUUUUGAAAAAAAAGAGCCAUAUUUUGCUUUCGGAUUGAGUCAGCCUCAUAACUUGUUAAUUUAAUAAUUUAAUGGUUAUGAAAUAAUUUCUAUGGCCAUUCUCUCUCUGAUUCUAGUACGGCAAUUGUCUGUUACUGGCAUAAGUAUAUGUACUCAGUAAGGCCAGGAAAAGGUUAACUUAAUGACCACACUACUACGACUAAAAUGCAUUUUUGUGUGUGUAGGAUCAAUUUAAAAAAAAGAUAAAAUUCCAGUACUUUUUAGCUGUUUCCUACAGGACCCCGUACAAUUACAGACUGGUGCACAGCUGAACAACAGGCUCUCUCUCCUAAGCCAGGCCUGAACGCAUGGGGUCACUUUCUGUGUAUGGGUGGCCAAAUGUCAAACUAGUACCAAUCUGUGCCCAAAAAGCAGCCGUAGCCGUGGGGGGCAGGUUCAUGAUGCAACCGUGGUCUCAUUGCUCUCUGAACAUCUCUUUCCCAACAGCAACAGUACAGCAACAUGACCUGGGUCAUACCGUUGCCAGUUCAAGCUUAGAGGACCAUGUUCCCCAAAUCCAAUGUGGCCCUAUAUCUCAACAGCGACUGGGAGGUCAGGCUUGGAUCCUCACUCUUGGAGCAUUCUUAUAAGGAGUCCUCCAAAGACAUAAACUCUUCAAUUAUUUGACAACGCGGCAAUCAACAUGGUUCCAUUCCAGGAAUACCUCGCAGAGCUAAUGAACAGAGCCAGUGCGUAGAACAUGAUUUUUAGGAGGAACAGGAUCCUAGGCCCAAUAUCAACCUGGUUCGAAUCUCGCAAAGAUGUCCACCAGCCGCCCCCUAGCACAAGCCUCAUUAGCCCCAAUGUGUUGUUAUGAUGCCCCUGGACAACAGCUCUUGUCGGGCUCUUCCCAAUAGCAGUAGAUCAACAUGGCAUAUCAGCAUGAUGCCCCAUGGUACAACAAUUGUCACAGAUCUCUCUCUGAUGGCGCACAGCUUUACACGAAGCCAAACCAGCGCUUCAUAUUUAGCUACCAGCAGUAUCCAUGCAACCAAACCUUGAUCACUCAGCAACAGCUAAAUCAGGAGCAGGGAUGGAGUUAGCCGUUUUAACUUCUGCUCAGUUGUCUCUCAGAGCCAAUCGGCUUGCCGUGUUGCUUAGCCAAUCCACUACUUAUGUCACAGCACAAUAUCUCAUCCGGAUCCAUUCCACUGCUGGCGCAACAGCAGGUCUGUCCUCUGUACAGAGCCGUUUCUAUGACGAUGAAGUCCUACAACUCGCCCCAGUACUCGCUUUUGCGUCAGGGUCAGGUUCAAGGCCUCAUGGGCUUUGGUGGUCUGGGCAAGAUGGGAAUGUUAGACAGCAACAACAACAGUUAAGAAUAGAGCAACAGCAUAAUAGACAGACACAGCAGCCAUGGCCACAACACCAACAAUAGCAGUAACAGAUGAUGGCUUAGCUUCAUCAGCAACAGCAGCAGCAGGAGCAACAAGAUCUUUAAUCAAUGGGCCAUUUAGACGUCACUUUAGAAAUUCAGAAGAUCUUCAUGAAAGAACUCGGCUGUUUUCAGAGAGGUAUUUCCUGAGGUACUGUCAUAGCCAGCGACGGAGCCAUGAUAAAACCUUGACAUUUUGCUCCAAAAUCAAAGUGCUUCCACCUACAACUUUGAAACUUUAUAAUGUAGAUGCACCUUGAUGAGUUCUACACGCCACACCUGUUUUUGGGUCAUUAGGUCAAAGGUCAAGGUCACUGUGAAAACAAUAAUCUGACAAGCUCUCAUUUAUUCAAAACUGCACCCGCAUCCUAGCGUUGGCACUUGUUAUGUGGUGCUCUUGUUUAAUACAUUUAAUGCCCCCAAAGGAGGGCAUAUAGUGAUCGGACCGUCCGUCUUUCCGUCACACUUUGCGUUUACGUUUCUGCGUUUAGGUUUCAAAAAAUGCUCAUAACUUCUAUGUCUCUUCAGAAAGCAACUUGAUAUUUGGCAUGCAUGUGUAUUAAAUGGAGCUGCUCAUUUUGAGUGGUAAAAGGUCAAGCUCUUCCUUCAAGGUCAAAGGUCAAAAAAACAAAUCCAAGGGAAGUAAUAAGCUUCACAGGGAGACAAUUAUCUGUACCUGCCAAAUGAUAAAAAAACAAUUAAUAAAUCAAAGCGGCGCAUUAGGGGGCAUUGUGUUUCUGACAAACACAUCUCUGUUUUUUUAUUAUUCCUUACACUGUAUGUUUUGCGUUUCAAUAACAUAUCCAAAGAAUUGAUUUAAACAAUUAUGAACAAGUUCCUUUUUAAUUACAGUUUCAUCUUUUCAAGGUAACAAAAUGACUGCACAACAUCACAUGAGGACAAAAAUGGACAUGUCCUUUUAAAAAGUGUUCAUUUGUUUACAGUAAAUGAAUUACCUAUGGAACACGAAUAUAUUAAUGAAAAUCUACCUUUAAAUAUUAUUCUGUCAUUAAUAGUUAAAAAAGUAACAUCUGAACAUUGCAUCUAUGACUACAAUGAGGAGGUGAUACACCCCAAGAAAAGGGAGGAGACAAAGAAAUACUAUGAACAUUUUUAACAGCUUUACUUAAAAUUGGCAUAUAUGUUGUUUUUUUAAUUCAAACCUUAUUAACAAAAUUUGCAGUUGAAUGAAGAAUGUUUUUGGUGAAAGAAACCUCAAUAUCAGUGAUAGAUAUAAGACAUUGUAUUUUUUAAUGCAGUAAAAAUAUAUUAAUAAAAGCACUGUUUUUUGUGCAACAUCGUCAGCCAAACAUUGUCAGUUACUUUCCCUGACAAAUGAAAAUGUGUGUAGAAUAUCUACAAACAUGCGCCAUCAUAAAAUAUCAACAAACCUAUCUAUUAGCGAUGAAGAUUCACAAAUUAUGAUGCUUCAUUCCCAUCAUACUUAUGAAAAACAACAAUGUUUGACAUUUGAACACACACGUCAAUGAUGUCACAAUACACAUAUAUAAAAAGUUUUAUCUUUGCUGUCGUAUUUUUUUUUAUUGUACAUAGGAAUCAAAUACAAAGAAAGUUUGUUGCUUUUGGUGAUUAAUUAAAUACUUGUUGUCAAUCAUAGUUUUAGAAACUCGUGAACUUGUUGUUUUCUAUCGCCAAAAUCAUCAAAUAUCGUUUAUUUUAGUUUGAUUCAAGGAAUGACUACACAAUUUCUAGUAGUUUUCCAACUCCAAAUUUAAAUGCAAGAAGAUUGGUUUUGAUGAUAUCUGUUUAUUUAAGCUUGCUUACAUGUAUGUGAAAGCCUAUGAAUCUCUGAGACACUCAAGUCUGUUUACUGGGUGGAACCAUAACAUCGGUCCUGUACAUUUGUCCAAAAUAUGAUUGCAUUUUCUCUUAAACUAUUUGUUCCUUUUCUCAACCGACUUUUUUCCAGUAAACAUGGAUUGCAUGGCAUUGAGUUUGGUUUGGAAGCAGUUACUAUCGCAGAACUCGAGCCAGCAAAGGUCAUCCUCACAGGAAUCCAUUAUCUCCAUGGUGCAGGACCCACAGUCUAUGAAUAUUGUGGAGCUUGAACCUUGGACGCCAAUUGACAAAUCCAAACCGUCCAAUCAGAAACAGAAAGACAGUCUGUUGCAGCGGUUAGUCCAAUCUAGGAUGCUCAGUGAAAAACAUAAAUUAACACUUGCUAGUCUCUUAUUGCCUGCAUUGGCUGUGUUAAAGUCUUGCUGUCCGUUCUGUACACUUACAAUGGAAGCCCUCAUCUUAGAAUUUUGGGAUAGGUUGAAGCCCAGUGGCAUUGUGCAGACUAACAUUGCAGAAUGACAAAGAAGUACAAGCCCUGUGACCAGCAAUAAACUAAUGUGGCAAGCUAUGUUGUGUCAUGUGACCAGCCAAGCUGUGCGUAAAGAGAAAACUAUAGUUCGUGUCUUGUGGGAUUUAUGACGCUUUCAGUGAUUUGCUGUUAUAUGUUUUUGUGAUAUAUAUAGUUAAUUAUAAUCAAGUGAAGAUUACUUGUUUAAAGUAAUUAUGUAAAGUAUUCUUUUAAGUUCAAAAGAGUGCAAGCCUGUGUUGCUACUUUGUCUGUAUUCCGAAAGUUUGAUCCAGAUGUUGAUAAAACAUAGAACAUAAACUUAUUUUUUAUUACAUUGAUUUCAAACUUAAGCAAAGUUGUUUAAAUAGUAUUGUUAACUUGAAUAAAUUUUCAAACAUUUAUCGGCUUUUUUCAUGAAAUAAGACAAACUACAGUAUUGUUUUUGCCAGUAAUAUAGUAAGACGUGCUAGUUAAAGAAAUUGUUAAGAAAGAUUCAUGGACGCUUCUAUUUUGAUUUGCCUGUCUUUGUGUCUGUAUACAAUACUCAUCAGUUUGCACAUUAUAGUGACUUUUUAAACAAGAAUCUUGAGUAGUGUCAGAAAAUUAUAAAAGAAAAAUAUUAAUCAAUUAAGGACAAAAUUAUUUUAUCUUCCGUAAGCUGAUAAUAGACACAAAACCUAAAUUAUCAUCAUUUGAUGGAAGAUUAUUUUAAUUAAAUGAAAUUUGGAAGAUUAUCUUAAUUUGAAUUGUGAUGGAUUGUUAAAUGAUUAGAAACUAUCUAUUAUUAAGUGGAAUGCUUUUAUUUUUUUUUAAACUUAAGAUUUUAAUUUUUCUUUUAGUAAGCAUGCAUCAAGAUGACAUAACUUGUUAGUAAUUGCUCAUGAUUUGAUUUUCUGUAGCUAAUUGUAAAUGACACAAUUUGAAUUAUUACUUUAAUGUUUAUCGUUAGUUUUGAUCUUUGUAUUGGGACACAAUACUUCAUGAUGCUUUGUAUAAACUGUGCAUACUCAUAUACAAAAACAAAUUUGUAAGUGAGUAAAUGAGUGAAUAUUUUUACCAAGUCAAUAUAUAUUUACAUUGUGCCAUUGUGGAUAUUAAGCAAAACAAAUCAUUUGCUGGUGUCAAUUGUAAAAAAAAUCAUUUCGAUCAAUUAACUGUUUUAUGUUAUAAUUUUUUAUGUACAUCUUUUAGAUGCAAGGCAAUAGAAAGAACCUAAAUGGCAAA
Molecule: messenger RNA, 9875 nt
Organism: Dreissena polymorpha
Lineage: Eukaryota; Metazoa; Mollusca; Bivalvia; Myida; Dreissenidae
Exons: 18
Coding region: 393-2063 (556 amino acids)
Molecular function (GO): protein binding; zinc ion binding
Source: RefSeq, a predicted model, not a curated record